Olea europaea var. sylvestris is the source of this 1715-nucleotide messenger RNA. RefSeq lists its product as uncharacterized. Bases 291 to 1490 code for a protein of 399 amino acids. The transcript is spliced from 14 exons. The record is from RefSeq and is a predicted model, not a curated record. NCBI's taxonomy places the organism in Eukaryota, Viridiplantae, Streptophyta, Magnoliopsida, Lamiales, Oleaceae.
CACCAUUAUCUCCCUCGAUUUCUCAUUUUCAGUUGACUACUUCUUCAAUUUCUUUCUCUCACUCUCAUUCUCAUUCUCCCUCCCUCUCUCUCUCUCUCUAAGAUAGUAAGGUACACGUUGUCUGGGAAUUAAUACAACUUAAAUUAUGGAGAUUCAGUUACGUUCUUGCUGUAACACGAUUGUUCAAUAAUUUCUGAAAACUCACAAAUGUAAAGAGAGAUAUAUAGAGUAUCGGAUAAAUGUGUGGGUUGGGUGUUUACAGUGUAUGAUCUUUCAUUCUUUCAUGGACGAUGACCAAGUCUUCUAACUUUGCAUUGGUAUUCAGAGAUCCAAAACAUAGAAGGUUCUGUUUCUGCGGUUUCCUUCCUGCAGCUUCUCUAUUCUGUCUUGUUCUUUUCAUAUGGAGUGCGUUGAUAGCUCAAAAUAGUAAAGAGAAUUUCUUGAUAUGGGGCUUAAGGGGGAGUAAUGCUAAAUAUGGUGCAUGCAAGAAUCGAUGCAGGCCACCCGGAAGUGAGCCAUUACCCGAAGGGAUAGUUGCAUCGACUUCUAACUUGGAAAAACGACCAUUAUGGGGUUCUCCGAAGAACACAAAUACAUCUAAAAGUUUAUUUGCUGUUGCUGUUGGGAUAAAGCAAAAGAAAACUGUAAAUGAGAUGGUUCAACGGUUCCUGGCAAGCGAUUUUGUUGUGAUGCUUUUCCAUUAUGACGGUAUUGUCGAUGAGUGGCAGGAUUUUGAAUGGAGCAACAGUGUAAUACACAUAUCUACUGGAAAUCAAACUAAAUGGUGGUUUGCAAAGAGAUUCUUGCAUCCGGAUAUAGUUGCCGAGUAUGAUUACAUUUUCCUGUGGGAUGAAGACCUCGGAGUCGAAAACUUCAAUCCUGACAGAUAUUUGUCAAUUGUGAAAGAUGAAGGGCUCCAAAUAUCACAACCAGCUCUCGAUAUCAGCAAAUCUGAGGUGCAUCAUCUGAUUACUGCAAGAGGGAGAAGAAAAAAUGUGCACAGGAGAACUUACAAGCUUGGAACUACAGGAAUUCAUUGCGAUGAAAAUAGCUCUGCUCCUCCGUGCACCGGGUGGAUAGAAGUGAUGGCCCCGGUGUUCUCAAAGGCUGCCUGGCGCUGUGUAUGGUACAUGAUCCAGAAUGACUUGAUCCAUGCUUGGGGAUUAGACAUGCAGCUUGGCUAUUGUGCACAAGGCGACCGAACAAAAAAUGUAGGAGUUGUCGAUGCAGAAUACAUUGUUCAUCUUGGUGUCCCAACACUAGGAGAAUCUGAUAACAAGAGUAAAGCAGUAUCGAGUGGGGAUACUUCUCGAGCUGAAAGCAAGGAAACGUCGCAUUCCCAAGCAAUCGACAAGAGAAUUGAAGUGAGAAGACAAUCGUAUUAUGAGUACAUGAUAUUCAAAAGCCGAUGGAAGAAAGCGGCCGAGGAGGACAAGUGUUGGGUUGAUCCAUACUCGGAAACGAAACAAGGGAAACAGACCACACGUUAAUUCAUAAUUCGUUUUUCAACCUGAUUCAAUUAGUUUAUACAUGUACAUUUUGAUUUUUAUGUAAAGAGAACAAGAAAAAUAGAACAAACAGGAAAUGAGUGGUUAAAGAUUGGCUUUGGAGUUGUACGUGUGUACAAUUUGACAAGGGAAGUUACUUUCACAUGGUUAAUUCAAAUAAUAUUUAACUUUUUUAUGAAGGUGUAAAAGUAAACCUUCAAAUUCAAA